CUCUUUGUCUCGUUCUCUCUGGCGUCUAUGAAGCUGAAUCCGCAGCACUGUGUCCCGACGCUCGUCGAUGGAGGUUUCGUCCUGUGGGAGUCACGUGCAAUCAUGAGUUAUCUCGUGGAUCGGUAUAGCAAGGGUAUCCUGGUUCCGAACGAUCCCCAGCGACGUGCUGUCGUCAACCAGCGCUUGUACUUCGACCUGGGCACGCUUUACCAGCGCUUCGGCGAUUACUACUAUCCGCAAAUCUUCGAGGGAGCACCCGCCAACGAGUCCGCUUAUGGAAAGAUCGCUGAGGCGUUGGCGUUUCUCAACACUUUCCUCGAGGGCGAGCGAUUCGUGGCUGGAGGCGAAAGCUACUCACUGGCGGAUAUUAGCAUCUACGCCACGCUUACCACGUUCGAGGUUGCAGGGUACGAUUUUAGCACCCACGGGAAUGUCCUUCGGUGGUACCGAAGCAUGGCUGACUGCAUUCCCGGAGCGGAAACGAACCGCGUGUGGGCCGAGGCGGCGAGACCCUUUUUCGAUCGAACACCCCAUAUGUCCCCGUUUCAGAUCAACCCGCAACACUGCAUCCCGACGCUGGUCGAUAAUGGUUUCGCACUGUGGGAAUCGCGUGCCAUCUGCACGUACCUUGUGGAGAAGUACGGCAAGGACGAAAAGCUGUACCCGAAGGAUGCGCAGAAGCGCGCCCUCGUCGAUCAGCGAUUGUACUUCGAUAUGGGUACGCUGUACCAGCGAUUCGCCGAGUACUGGUACCCGCAAAUCUUCGCCAAGCAGCCUGCCAACGCGGAGAACGAGCAGAAGAUGAAGGAUGCGGUUGGGUUCUUCAACACGUUCCUCGAGGGACAGGAUUACGCGGCCGGAAACGAUCUCACUGUUGCUGAUCUGUGUUUGGUGGCGUCGAUCGCGACCUACGAAGUGGCUGGAUUCGAUUUCAAGCCAUUCCCGAAUGUGGCCGCAUGGUUGGCACGUUGCAAGGCAAAUGCGCCCGGAUACGCCCUUAAUCAGGCCGGAGCCGAUGAAUUCAAGGCGAAAUUCUUGUCCUAGAGCCCUUAAUGUGGCCUUUAUCCACGGAGUCCCCGUCCUUGGGGGUUACCUGGGGGUGAUCAUAUGAUAUAUAGAAAUAAAACUCACGCGU
Molecule: messenger RNA, 1135 nt
Organism: Anopheles nili
Lineage: Eukaryota; Metazoa; Arthropoda; Insecta; Diptera; Culicidae
Product: glutathione S-transferase 1-like
Exons: 2
Coding region: 28-1044 (338 amino acids)
Biological process (GO): glutathione metabolic process
Molecular function (GO): glutathione transferase activity
Source: RefSeq, a predicted model, not a curated record